Exophiala xenobiotica is the source of this 2385-nucleotide messenger RNA. Its product is annotated as precorrin 3B synthase CobZ. The record is from RefSeq and is a predicted model, not a curated record. The coding region runs from base 1 to 2385 and encodes 794 amino acids. The transcript is spliced from 2 exons. NCBI's taxonomy places the organism in Eukaryota, Fungi, Ascomycota, Eurotiomycetes, Chaetothyriales, Herpotrichiellaceae.
AUGGAACAGCAUUUUGACGUGAUCGUGGUGGGAGGAGGUAAUACAGCGUGUUGUGCGGCGUUAGCUGCUUGUGAAGCUGGAGCUCGCGUUGCCAUCGUGGAAGCAGCUCCUAAACACGAGAGAGGCGGUAACAGUCGGUUUGCAGGCACCGCAUGGCGAUUCCCGCAUAACGGGAAGAAGCAUCUUGAGCCACUGCUUGCCCGGAAUUCCCUGGGCGACUUCGAUCGAUGCACUAUGGGAUCGUAUACUGCAGAACAAUUCACACAGGACAUGCUGAAAAAGUCUGGAGGGCGGCACGACCGGGAUGAGAUUGCCACGAUCGUCAAACACGGCUACGAUACCAUCAAGUGGAUGGCAGAGCAUGAAGUACCAUUCAUUCUACCUCUCAACAUGUGGGUUCAUAGGGAAUCCAGCGAGGUCGUUGGACUAAAUCCCGGUGUGCCCGUCAUCAACCAGGACAACGGUCGCGGCCUUACAGAUGCCAUGUGGGCUGCCGUUGAGAAGACAACUAUAAGUGUUUUCUAUGCUUCGCCAGCACACGACUUGAUCGCUGAAGGUGAUAAAAUACUAGGCGUCCGUGUAAGGCGAGAGGAGUGUUUCGUCAACUUCUAUGGAAAGGUUAUCCUGGCUUGCGGCGGGUUUGAAGCUAAUCCCAGAAUGCGUCGGCAAUAUCUGGGAGAAGGCAUGGAACUAUCCGUGGUCCGUGGCACCCGAUUCAACACAGGAGUGAUGCUUGAGAAAGCCAUCAACGCUGGAGCUCAGGCUCAAGGCCAUUGGGGCGGCUACCAUUGUGCACCUCUCGAUAUUGACACCCCGAAAGUGGGUGACUUCAAUAUCCUCGAUGCUUGGGAGAGGUAUUCUUUUCCUUAUUCCAUUAUGGUGAACACGGCUGCGCAACGUUUUGUCGAUGAAGGAGAAGACGAGCCAAGUCUGACAUAUUCGAAGAUGGGUGCCGCCAUUGUCAAACAGCAGGAUGGUAAAGCCUUCCAAAUCUUUGACCAAAAAGUCCUGCAUCUUCUCGAGCCAAGAUAUAAAACCCACGCUACUCCAAUUGAAGCAGAUUCGAUCGAGGUUCUGGCUGAGAAGCUCGGUCUAGAGGCGAGGGCACUGCGGAAGACCGUCGACGAUUUCAACGCUGCUACGCCAAAGGGCAGGCCAUUCGAUCCAUUCCAAAAUGAUGGGUUAUCUACAACCCCUUCGCUGUUGCCAACAAAGUCCAAUUGGGCCCUGCCUUUGGACAAGCCUCCUUUCGUGGCAUACACCGUUACCACUGGCAUUACAUUCACAUUCGGCGGCAUCAAAACCGAUCGCAAGGCUAGAGUUUUGACAAAUGAGAACCGUCCCAUGCACGGCUUAUAUGCGGUCGGAGAGAUCACAGGUGGAUUUUACUUUGGUUAUGCAGCAGGGGCGUCACUCAUACGUUCAUCGGUUCUCGCAAAAAUAGCUGGCCCUCAAGGAGAUGGCCAGGUUUAUGUUAAGGUGUCGGCGCUAAAUGGCGGGUUUGUGACGCUGCCAGAGAGACUCUUCGUCACAGACGCCGACCCCGAGAAAACAUCGACCGUACCGUCCAUGUGCUUUCUGAUCGAACAUCCGGUGCCGGGAUCCGACAGGCCUAAAAGAAUUGUCUUUGACCUGGGCAUCAAACGCGACCUCUCUUCCUAUGCCGCAGGUAUGCAAGGACAUAUAUCCAAGAGACAACCUAUCGUGACCUCUCCUGACACCAAAGAUAGCUUGGCCGGAGGAGGUCUAAGCGCCGCCACAGAUAUCGACUAUGUCAUGUUGAGUCACGUCCACUGGGAUCAUAUCGGAAUGCCAUCGGACUAUGAGAAGGCCAAAUUCAUUGUUGGAUCGGGUACCUUUUACAUCCUUGAACAUGGAGCACCUCACUAUACCAAAGAUAUGAUGGAAGUAGAUCCUCUCCCCGUUGACCGCACGUAUGAGCUGCCACCAGUACCUACGUCCACAAGAAAGCAUACGGCGUCCACUCAGCAAACACAGCACAGGUGGCAAAGUAUCUCCACUCUGCCGAACGCUGUCGACUUCUUUGGUGACGGUAGCCUCUUUCUCAUUGACAGCCCUGGUCACCUUCAAGGACAUACCAAUGCGUUGCUUCGUGUGAGACCGGGAAAGUGGGUUUACCUGGGCGGAGACUGCUGCCACGACGCGAGAAUAUUGACCGGCGAGAAAGGAAUUGCCACGUAUGACGAUGGACACGGAGGCAUGCGAAGCGUUCAUUCUGAGUUACCGGAAGCUACUGAAACCAUCAAGACUAUUCGGAAUUUCCUUGAAGUCAAUGGCGAGUCAGUUGAAUGGGUCGUUGCGCAUGAUCUGGGAUGGGCGAACGCCAACAAACAUCGAUUCUUCCCGCAAUGGAUGUAUGCAUAG